Messenger RNA from Nanorana parkeri, 2610 nucleotides. RefSeq names its product patched domain-containing protein 3-like. The coding region runs from base 1 to 2610 and encodes 869 amino acids. NCBI's taxonomy places the organism in Eukaryota, Metazoa, Chordata, Amphibia, Anura, Dicroglossidae. Gene Ontology annotation, cellular component: membrane. The transcript is spliced from 4 exons. The record is from RefSeq and is a predicted model, not a curated record.
AUGAAUUUUCCCAUUAAUGACUCGGGGCAGUUUUCGGCACAAAGACUUUACACGCCAGGCACCUUUGCAUCUCUCAUUAUUGUGAGCACGUCAGACAAUAUCCUUACCGCAAGUGUUGUCAAGGAACUUCAAAAGCUGGACAUGGCUGUGAAAAACCUGACCUCAAAGUCUGGAGCUAACUUCAACCAACUCUGUGCUCAAGUCAAUGGCUCCACCUGUGUCUCAGCCAACCCUGUAUUCACCUUAAAGCAAAAUAACAACAAAGAUGUCCUCUUAACUUACCCACAGCUCCAUAAUGGUGUAUUUGUGGGACUUUAUGUUGGAGGUGUACUGUUGGGUCCAGACAAUGUUCUGCUGAAGGCCAAGGCCCUGCGAUUCCUGUACUACCUGAGAGAGGACAGCGAUACAGUCCAUAUCAGUAUCGAAUGGCUUAAUCACUUUAUGAAAUCCAUUUCUCACCUGAUAGAAGAAUUGCACCUCAGAUACAUAAAGGUUUACCACUCAACAUCUAUUUCUCUGCAAACUGAGUUUGAAGAAAGCACAGAAACAGUGAUCCCAUUGUUUUCAAUCACCUAUGUUGUGACAAUCCUCUUCUCCAUUGUGUCUUGUGCCAGCUUGGACAACGUGAGAAAUAAAAUUUGGGUAAUAACAUUUGGCGUGAUAUCACCUGGAUUAGCCAUCAUGGCCAGCUUUGGGCUACUCUUAUUAUGUAAAGUACCCUUUGCCAGAACAGUCGCAAAUGCGCCAUUUCUUAUACUUGGAGUUGGAGUAGACAACAUGUUCAUUAUAAUCUCCUGCUGGAAACAAACUAAAGUGACAAGCACAGUAGAAGAGCGAAUGGCUGAUACCUAUCAAGAGGCAGCUGUCUCUAUCACCAUUACCACUCUCACUGAUGUGCUGGCAUUCUACAUAGGAAUAAUGACCCAUUUCCCAUCCGUCAAAUCAUUCUGCAUCUACACAGGGACAGCUCUGGUUUUCUGUUACAUCUACUGCAUAACAUUUUUUGGCGCUAUUCUGGCUUUGAAUAGAAUCCAUGAAAACAACAACAGACAUUGGUUAGUUUGUAUGAAAAUAAGUGACAAGAGGGAUAAUGAGCAGAGCUGGUUGUACAAUGCAUGCUGUGUUGGAGAAGCACUGGACACCUCGCAGGAGAAAGAGACUGAGCAUCCUAUCACCAUCUUCUUUUAUAAAUACUAUGGUCCUUUCCUCACCAAGCCUUGGGCUAAGGUAUUGGUGCUGAUUAUAUAUCUGCUAUACCUUUCCGCUAGCAUUUAUGGUUGUGUUCAGACGAAAGAUGGAAUUGAUAUCCGAGAUUUGGCUAAAGCCAACUCUUCCCUGACUCACUUUUAUGAUAUAGAAGCGUUAUAUUUUUCAGAGUAUGGCCCAAGGGUUAUGGUGGUGGUGACUAGUAAAGCUGAUUAUUGGGAAACAAAGGCUCAAGAUGUCAUUGAAACUUGCAUUCAGAGCUUAGAAAAUAACUGCUAUAUUGCCAAGGGAUAUUCCACAUCCUGGCUGAGAGCCUAUGAAGAAAUGUCUAAGAGAGAAAAUCUAAACAUCAGCACUAAGGAAAUUUUUUUGAAAAACUUGGAUAAAAUGUUUGAAAAUUCUUCCGAUUUCAGGCAGGAUAUCAGGCUAGAAGGAGGUGAAAUUAAGGCCUCCAGGUUUUUUAUCCAGGCUGUUAAUGUAAUCAAUGUCGACAAUGCAAAAGCUAUGUUAACCCACUUACGAGACAUCGCUAAUAAUUGCAGCUUUAAGGUAAUUGUUUAUCACCCAUUAUUCAUUUACUUGGAUCAAUAUUUUGUAAUAAUUCAAAACACAAUCCAGAAUAUUAUAGUGGCUACUGCUGUCAUGCUUGUCAUUUCAGUUUUGUUAAUUCCAGAUCCCUUGUGCUCCUUAUGGGUGACAUUUGACAUUGCAUCAAUCAUUGCUGGUGUGACAGGGUUUAUGUCUUUCUGGAAAGUUAACCUAGAUUCAAUAUCGAUGAUCAAUUUGGUCAUUUGCAUUGGAUUCUCUGUUGACUUUUCAGCUCAUAUUGUGUAUGCAUGCGUGGCUAAUAGAAAGAGAAGUGUCAACGAGAGGAUGAUUGAUGCACUGCACCUACUUGGUUACCCCAUAGUACAGGGGGCUCUGUCCACAAUCCUGGGGAUUUCGGCCCUUUCUGCAGCAGAAAGUUACAUUUUCAGAACCUUUUUUAAAAUCAUGUUACUCGUACUUUUAUUUGGUGCCCUUCAUGGUCUGCUAUUCAUCCCCGUGUUCCUGAUAACAGUUGGCUCUUGCGGAAUGCAAUGUAGCAAUGAUGUAUAUCCCAAAGACCAUGAGGGUGAAGACGCAAAUGAUUUGCCCCCUGCUGUGAUAUACAGAGUGCACCCAUUGACGUUUGAGAGCCAUGUAAGAAAGGCCAAGUUUAGUCUGCCAGGCUAUACCAGUACUGUGCACGCUGUACAGGACUGUGGAAACCUGAGCAAGGAAUGCUACUGUAUGAGUUGGCAAGGAAGCAUUUACUCUGUACUUCAUUCACAGAAUAGACAGAUAGAUGAAGACAGUACUCAAGCAAUAGUGGAAUACAGAAACAAAAUGCUGCAAGUUUACGUGGAGUACAAAAAUGAUUAG